AUGUAUAUAUAUAUAUAUAUAUAUGUAUAUAUAUAUACACACACGCAUAUUUAGUUAUUGAUUAUUAUACUAAAAUUACAUUCAUAAAGAUAUAUAACUCGGCGAAAUGAAGAUAAGAGUGAUGGCAUUUUUUCUAAGAUAAAAGAAAUUUAUAAAAAACGUUUUUUAAAAUCUCAUACGCGUAAUUCAAAACUUAACAUGAAACAUGAUGAACAAAGGAACAAACAAAAUGAAAAUAAAUAUAAAUUGAAGACUCUUUUACAAGUACUAUAAAAAUAUAUUAAAAAUUGUUAUAUACAAAUAAUCACGAUAAUUUAGUUUUUAUAAAUAUACAUAUAUAAAAAUUUAUGAUUAGGAAAAGAAAAAAUUACUUGCUCCAAAUCAGAAUAAAAUAGUAACAUCAACUAAAAAUAUAGAUUUAAGAAAACAAUUAUCUUGGAAAAUGUCUUUCUCAUGUUUUUCAUCAGCUUGUACUAAGUACAAACAUGUACCUAAACCAAUAUCAAAUAAAUGGAAUAUUAAAGAUUUUGAAAAUUAUAAAUACAAUGAAUUAAGUUCUCAAAAUAUAAAAAAUCUUUGUAAAAACUCACAUCAGGUAUUAUUUAAUUAAUAUUUAAUUUUAUAUUGAAUGUAAUUUUUUAAUUAAAUAUUUUUUUGUUCUAGAAUGAUAAAGAUAUUUGUUUCUCAGACACAGAUUUUAAAUUUUUAACAAUAUCUUCAAAAUCUGAUAGACAAAGUGAUGAACAAUUAUUAAUAUGUAAAUUGAAUUCAAGAGAUAUUUACAAUUCUAAAAGACAGAUUAGUUCCAAGCAGAUAGAAUUAAAAUUUGAAAGUACAGAUUCAUUUAGUGAUAACACACAAAAAUACAAAAUUUCCAUAUCUAAAUCAAGCUAUUCACCUUAUUCUUUGUUAACAAAAAAUUUACCUAGUGAUUCAAAAUAUUUCUCAGAUUCUGCAAUUGAUAAAUCGGAUAUUUUAUCAAAUACUUUUCUUGGCAAAUUAAAGAGGUUUUUAAUAAUUUAUAAAUAUGCUAUUGAAUCUAAUUUAAAUUAAUAGAUUAAUUAUUUUAAAUAUUUAUAUAGAUCAAACAAUUCUUAUACAAAUUCUACAUUAUCAAAUACAUCUAAUAUAAUUGAAACAAAAAAUCAAAUUUUACAUAUAAACUCAAAAACUGAAAAUACUUCUAUGUGUACUAUAAAUAAAAGUGAUACAAUUGAAAGAGACAGAUCAAAAUUAAAAAUAAACUCGCAAAUAAACUUAGAUAAAUGUGUACAUUCAAAAAAAUUACAACAAAAAAUGAAAUCAUCAAUAGACAUAUUACAAAAUGAAAUAAAAGAAUCUAAAAGUUUUGUAAAAAUAUCAAAAUCAGAUAAAAAUUUCAGUACUUCAUUAGCAAAAAAUUUCGAUAAUUUUAUUAAUUAUAAUUUAAAUAAUUUUACUACAGAACAAACAUCUGUUUCUACACCUAAAAAAUUAGUUUCUAAUAAUGAAAAUAUUUUUACUAUACCAAAUCAUAAAUCAGAAAUAAGUGAAACCUAUGAUGAAUUAGCAAUAUUAUUUGCACAAUACAUGAAACUUCAAACUCGAUUGUGUCAAAGAAAAUAUUGUUUUUUAAAACGAUAUUUAAAACAACAAACACAACAUACUACAAGGAAAUGUCAAAUGAGAUUUAAUUAUCAUCGCAUAUAUCCUUAUGAUCAAAGACCAAUGUGCAACAGUGGAAAUAUAUGUAUAGAUACAUAUGAUGAAUUAAAAUUGAUGUCUACAUCACCAACAGAAAGAAAGAAUAUUUACCAACAUAUGUUUAAAAGAAGAAAGCAUUUUUUAAAUCAACCAUGCAUUUUAUCUCUCUCUAAUUAAAAUCUUACAAUACUUGAAUGAAAUUAAGAAA
Messenger RNA from Apis dorsata (giant honeybee), 1891 nucleotides. RefSeq lists its product as uncharacterized. The transcript has a single exon. NCBI's taxonomy places the organism in Eukaryota, Metazoa, Arthropoda, Insecta, Hymenoptera, Apidae. Bases 1186 to 1860 code for a protein of 224 amino acids. The record is from RefSeq and is a predicted model, not a curated record.